GGAAGACGGAAAGUGUAUGAGAAACAACAAGGAAAAGAAACAAAGGUUGUUGGGUUUGAGUCCUGAGUUGAAUCAAAGAUUGGUCCUUUUGCUCUCUUUUGUAAAAAGGGUUUAGUUUCUGAUCUGAAGAGGACGCUUUUACUGUUCCCCGCUAAAAUUCUCCGUCCCUACCUGUUUCGAUCAAGUUUGUACGAAAAGCACGAAUCUUUAAACGCGGGUCCUGUCCUUGUUAAGGAUCAAGUGUGUCCGUAAAACUCUGAUGAGAUCCAUUUAAGAGAGAGAUGAUAGAUUGUGGCAUCUGGUUACUACUGUAAUAAAAAGCAGAGAGAGGUUAGAGAGAUAGAUUACCCUUUCUUUUGGUUUUGUGUGGGAUAUGGGUAACGUGAACGCCAGAGAAGAAGCCAAUAGUAACCACCACAAGGACAACGACAACGAGAACGACGCUGAGAUUUGCUCUCAUCAAGCAACCCCUGAGCUCAUGGGUCAAUCUCCUCCACGAUCCACUCCAUCUCCUCUUAUGUUCGCUCCUCAGGUUCCGGUGCUUCCUCUGCAAAGACCAGAUGAAAUCCAAAUCCCAAACCCAUCCUGGAUGCAUGAAGAGGCUUCCGACGAGCAAGGCAUCCCCACUAUGAUCACAUGGUCCCAUGGCGGAAACGAUAUCUCUGUGGAGGGUUCAUGGGACAAUUGGAAGUCAAGAAGUCGGCUGCAGAGAUCUGGGAAAGACUUUACUAUAAUGAAAGUGCUGCCUUCAGGAGUCUAUGAGUACAGGUUCAUUGUCGAUGGACAAAGGAGGCAUGCCCCUGAGCUCCCCUUGGCUCGUGAUGAUGCUGGUAACACCUUCAACAUUUUGGACCUCCAGGACUAUGUUCCUGAAGACAUACAAAGCAUAUCUGGAUUUGAGCCUCCACAAUCUCCAGAGGCUAGUUACAGCAACUUGCCUCUGGGAGCCGAAGACUACUCCAAAGAACCGCCUUUGGUUCCACCGCAUCUACAGAUGACGCUGCUGAACCUGCCGCCACCCAACCCUGAGAUUCCAUCUCCGCUCCCGAGACCUCAGCAUGUCAUUCUCAAUCAUCUUUACAUGCAGAAGGGCAAGAGCGGUCCCUCUGUGGUUGCACUUGGUUCCACUAACCGCUUUCUAGCAAAGUAUGUAACUGUGGUGCUCUACAAGUCCCUGCAGAGGUGAAUCAUCUUUUUUACAUGAUCUUAUCUAGUUUACUCUUUAAAAUUUAACUCAUGAUACAUGCCAAGAAUAGUGGUCGCUAGCAAAGUAUUCCCUCAAUACGCAGCCCAUUUUGUUGUCUUUAAAGUUGUCACUAAGGUUUACCAGCAGUAAGGAAGAUGCAGUACUCAGUCAGUGUCAGUGUUUUUUGUUUUUUGUUAUUUUUUUGUUUUGUUUUUUUUAGCAUAAUUUAGAAGAGAAGUAUGCAGGAACGAAUUCACUUGUAAGGCCGGGCAAAUCUUCUUUUUGGUUUUGUUAUGUGGCUUUCAAGUUUCAGAACAGCUGUUACACCUGCCAGUCUUAUAUAAUUGUUUGCUUCCAAAUCUA
Eruca vesicaria subsp. sativa (arugula) is the source of this 1549-nucleotide messenger RNA. Lineage: Eukaryota; Viridiplantae; Streptophyta; Magnoliopsida; Brassicales; Brassicaceae. The record is from the annotation of a GenBank genome assembly.